Molecule: messenger RNA, 714 nt
Organism: Leptidea sinapis
Lineage: Eukaryota; Metazoa; Arthropoda; Insecta; Lepidoptera; Pieridae
Exons: 1
Coding region: 1-714 (237 amino acids)
Source: RefSeq, a predicted model, not a curated record
AUGGAUGCAUUAAAAGACUCGCUCAACACCUUGGCUGAAAUGUUCGAACAGAAGAUGAGCGAGUUCCAGCAGGGCCUAGAUAAUGGACCCAUUACAAACACAUCCUUGGCUGCAGAGUUUAACAGCUUCAGGACCUUUGUGCUCUUUGCCAUGAAUACUUUGCAGAGACAGGUGGAGUUCCUUGGUAUAGAGGUUGAUCGGCUGGAGAUGCGUAGAAGGCGCAAAAUGCUACUAGUGCACGGAGUCAGCGAAGAUAAGUCGGAAGAUGUUACUUCACGUGUUUGUAAAGUAGUAGGGGAACAUCUUGAUGUGACUGGAUUCUCUGUUGCUUCCAUCAAGUCAUCCCAUCGCUUAGGACGUCCUUCCGAAAAGAAACCUCGUCCUAUAGUGGUAAAGUUUGCGGAUGUAGCAUUGCGGGAUACGGUUUGGUUCUCCAAAACUGGAUUUAAGGCCAGCGGUUUAACUGUGUCAGAGUUUUUAACAAAGAGUCGUCAUAACUUAUUUAUGGAGGCAAGGCAGAGAUUCGGCAUAAACAAGUGCUGGACAAGGGAUGGAUGCAUCCAUAUUAUAGCCCCAGAUGGUUCACAUCACCGAGCUGAGUGCAAAGCUGACCUACACAGCAUACCACAGACAUCUAAACAGACAUCUAAGCCUCUGACUCAGUGUACUGCCAGUCUCACCUCCAGGUCCAAAAGAACAGUCAAAAAUAAGUAA